AUGUCAUGGCUGGCUCGCUCCAUCGCCAAUUCCCUCCGCCUCGACGGCGAAGAUGAAGGUGGGCCCGACGAGGAGGGCGGGGCCACGUACGACGUCGUUCCUCCAGAAGAUCCGCCGCGCGACAACGCGCUCUCCGCCGGAGAUCGUCGGUCGUCGAGCGACGGCGGCGGACGCAGCAGCUUCGGGGAGGAAGAAGAUGCCUCCGGAGUUGAUGAUCGGCGUGGGGUGAAGGAGGAUUUGUCGGAAUUGAAGGACAGCCUCGCGCGUCAACUCUGGGGCGUCGCCUCGUUUCUCGCUCCUCCGCCCCCUCCCCCUCCUCCACCGCCGUUAUUUCCGAGGUCAGGUUAUGAAUCCGUGGCGCGUGGCGGCGGAGAGACUGGCCAAUUGGAGCCGUCGGAGGAGGAUUAUCAUCCAGAUUUUGUGGAGGACGCAAUUGGGAUUACUGAAGAAGUUUUAGCCUUCGCGAGGGAUAUCGCGCAUCACCCAGAGACGUGGUUUGAUUUUCCGUUGUCGGAGGAAGAGGAAUUCGACGACUUCGAUAUAUCCGAUGCACAGUUCAAGCAUGCAUUGGCAGUCGAACAUCUAGCACCAAGAUUAGCUGCUCUAAGAAUCGAGCUUUGUCCGGUUCACAUGAGUGAGGAAUACUUUUGGAUGGUCUACUUUGUGCUUUUGCAUUCAAGGUUAAGUAAACAUGAUGCUGACUUAUUGUCCUCGUCACAGCUUGCCCAAGCAAGGAUUAUGUGGAUGCAUGAAUUAGAGAAAAGGACCAAAGAGGAGUUGCCCGAGCUAAGUCUGAGUACCGAACCUUUAUACUCACCUCAUCAAAACUUCAUCAUUCACUCUGAUGAUGAACUCAACGAUCGAUUUGGAAAUGGUAAUGCAUCCGAAGUUGUCACACUGGUUGAGUCUCAUGUGCGGCGCCAAACGGCAGAUGCCAAACAUGAGAUUGAAAAACACUCGGUCAACGAAAUUGAAUUUAUCGACAAAUCUGUCAUUAAAGAGGAUUUAGCACCACCCGAACUUCAUGAGAAAGAGGUGAUCGUGAGUUCAAGUUCAAUAACUGCACGGGAUUAUGAUCAUGAUGAUGAUGAUAACAAUGAUGAUGAUGAUUGGUUGAAGGAUGUAUCAGAGUUUAUUGGUUAUUCGGAGAAGUCAGUCAUGGGAAAUGAAGAAGAUAUAUCGUUUAGUGACUUGGAGGAUGAUUUAGAUCACACGAUGCCUGUAAAAUACAAUAUACCCAAUAUACCCCCCUUCUGA
Striga hermonthica is the source of this 1257-nucleotide messenger RNA. The record is from the annotation of a GenBank genome assembly. NCBI's taxonomy places the organism in Eukaryota, Viridiplantae, Streptophyta, Magnoliopsida, Lamiales, Orobanchaceae.